Molecule: messenger RNA, 3515 nt
Organism: Chinchilla lanigera (long-tailed chinchilla)
Lineage: Eukaryota; Metazoa; Chordata; Mammalia; Rodentia; Chinchillidae
Gene: Cables2
Product: Cdk5 and Abl enzyme substrate 2
Exons: 10
Coding region: 441-1379 (312 amino acids)
Biological process (GO): regulation of cell cycle
Source: RefSeq, a predicted model, not a curated record
CACUCUCGGGCCGAUCCCUACACUGCCACACGGAAGCUGCCCGCCCUCCCUCCUGGGCCUGGCAGAGGCCCAGAGGCCAAUGUGGAAGGGGUGGGGAUGGACAGCUGGUAGAGGAAGGUGGGCAGGAGGGCCCCAGAGUCAGGAGGGAAGUACACUGGCCCCUCACCCCGGGAGCCUGAGUGAGGACGCCAGCCAGCACCUAGCUCAGGGUGACUGCGUGCGGGCAUGCGCUGAGGGUCCCGGCCACCCCGCGUCCCCUUCUCAGCCAGUUUCAGCCGGACCACACCCUGGGGUUCCCCCUUUAAAGGAGGCGAGUCACGUCGCAGCGCUGUUCCCUCGAGUUCCUGGAGGACACGGGCUGUGCCUCAGUACAGAGAACCAAACAUGUGUCCGGGUCACCUAGACACAAAGGCCUGAAGAAAACCCACUUCAUCAAGAACAUGAGGCAGUAUGACACAAGGAACAGCAGGAUUGUGCUCAUCUGUGCCAAGCGGUCCUUGUGUGCCGCCUUCUCUGUCCUGCCCUAUGGAGAAGGCCUGCGGAUCAGUGACCUAAGGGUGGACAGCCAGAAGCAGAGGCAUCCGUCUGGCGGCGUGUCUGUGUCUUCCGAGAUGGUCUUUGAAUUGGAAGGCGUUGAAUUGGGAGCAGAUGGAAAGGUUGUCUCCUAUGCAAAGUUCCUGUACCCUACCAACGCCCUGGUUGCACACAAGAGUGACAGCCACAGCCUGCUGCCCCAGCCUCGGCCCAGCAUCCCCCGGGCUCUGCCAGGGUCAAGACACAAGCCUGCCACCACCAAGGCAACACCAGCUGGCACCGAACUAGGGAGCGAUGGGGGAGACACGCUGGAGUACAACCCCAACCUCCUGGAUGACCCGCAGUGGCCCUGUGGGAAACACAAGCGCGUCCUCAUCUUUGCCUCCUACAUGACCACGGUGAUAGAGUACGUGAAGCCCUCAGACCUCAAGAAGGACAUGAACGAGACCUUUCGAGAAAAAUUUCCACACAUCAAACUGACCCUGAGCAAAAUCAGGAGUUUGAAGCGGGAAAUGCGGAACCUGUCUGAGGAGUGCAGCCUGGAGCCCGUCACAGUGUCCAUGGCCUAUGUUUACUUCGAGAAGCUCGUGCUGCAGGGCAAGCUCAACAAACAGAACCGCAAGCUGUGCGCCGGCGCCUGCGUGCUACUGGCCGCCAAGAUCAGCAGUGACCUCCGCAAGAACGAAGUGAAGCAGCUCAUCGAUAAGCUGGAAGAAAGAUUCCGAUUCAACAGGCGUGAUCUCAUUGGGUUUGAGUUCACAGUCCUCGUGGCUCUGGAGCUGGCCUUGUAUCUUCCUGAGAACCAAGUGUUACCUCACUACAGACGCCUCACCCAGCAGUUCUAGCCAGGCCGCAAGCUCUGAGGGCCAGUCAGCAGGAAGGCAUGUUCCUUGGCCCGGCACUGCGGCCACCAGCAUCCGUGUGUCCACCCCGCCUUGCCCACUACCCUUCUGUCUCUGAGCUUCGUAGCCAGUGCAUUUCAUUUCUUUACUGUUUCCUUGGAAAGGGACGUUGCUUUCAUUCCAAACUGCACCGUACCACGAGGAUAUUUUUGAGAAUUUUCCUGGAGUUCUACAUGAACAGCGUGGGGUUUAAUUUUCAUGUCCCUGAGACUGGCCUGGCACCCGACCUUAGGUUUUCACCAUGUGAAUCCCAAGUUCUGGCCAUCUUCCUCCCUCGCCUUACCUCUGCAAACCAUCAGCUGCAGCACUAGCAUCCCAGAGAUCUGGGUGUCCAGCCUGUCCAGACUGCCCAUGUUAACGUACGCAAGUUUCCAUCUGGGUUUUCCAUUUUCUGGAUGCGGCAGUAGUCCCAGGCCCAACAGUCUCUCUGAGCAUCAGUACUUGCUGUCUCCACCUGAGCAAAGCUCCUUCAGAGCCUCCCACAUCAGCACUGGCUUUUGGUGUCGGUUUAAGCUGCCAAGAGCAGGCUCUAGGUCUGCUCUGAUAACUCAAGCAUCGUGUCACUGUGAAAUCUUGUAAUGCAAUGUCGCAUGCCCUACAGGGCUCAGCAGACACCAGGCCGGCCUUUGCCAACCCCAUCCUCUGCCUCAUCAGGAAACACUGCUCACCUAUGACCCUGCUAGUUCCAGACAGCUGCUGACUCUUGGCUCUUAACUUUCUUAAGCAAUACUGUGGCCAAGACCUACUUAUAACCUGGAACAUGGUCCUGUGGGAUCUCUUCCCUGUGGGCCCAAGGAAUAGACCGGGCACAGGUGUAGACCGGAAGUCAGGCUGGGAUAAUAGGGUUGGUUUGCCCCUGGCUGAUGAGCAGGCACCACCAGCUCAGUGCCACUCACCAGAUCAGGGACAGUGGGUCUUACAGAAGCUGGUCCAGUGAAGCCCGCGAAGGUGCAACCCAAAACCACACAACGGCGCCUGACCAGUGUGCAUGCUGCAGCAUCCCAGUCAGUGCCUUUUCCUCAUCUGCACAGAUCCCAGCUCGGCCAGCUCGGCCAGCACAGCACACCAUGCCAAGGAGCCAUCACUGUCCCUGCCUGAUGACCACAGGGCACCUGGGCAUCUUCAGCUUUUCCAAGUUUAUCCAAUGUUCUUGCAGCAGACCAUGCGGCCAUUUGCUGCCCCAUGAGAAAUACUGAAGAACCAAGGAAUACUGCUUUUCCUCAAGGGCCAGCUAGUCUCAAAAAUGGCCAUUCUGCUGUCAUCCACUGACAGAGGCUGCACCAUGGGGAGAUGCUAAUCCUGCUGAUUGAGGGACUCGGCUGCCUGGCUACAGCCUUCUCCCUGCACUCACCCUCAUCACUCAGAGCCUGAGCAGCAAUAAAGGCCAGAGCACAGGAAGGCAAGACUGUAGGGCAGGCAGGAGCCCAUCCUUAUUCUAUCAUGGAGUCUCCCUUUCAACACGCCAAGGAAAGUCUCAAAACUCUUGUGUGCAUGCAAGACUUCACCCCACAGUAUUGGACCUAAACACAGGCAACACUCCCUUGGCUGUCCUGCCAAAAUGGUGUCUCCCCGGCACUUGUCAUGAACACUGUAAGGGACCGACUUCCUACACUGCUCUGGUUUACAACCUACUCUGGGGCCACAUCCCCUCAGGACUUCCACACCAUGAGGAGAACGGCUGAUAAACAAUGGUAACUUGUUUGUUAUUUAUGUAGGGAGAUUUAGUCAAUUACCAUACUGGUCUGUCUGAAGUCCUUAUGUAUGUCCUUUUCAAUAAGGCCAAGAGCUGCCACUGUGUGGUAUCUGAGAGCUGCUGCAACAAAGUCAACACUUAAACCAAAUGACAGCCUGAACCUGUCAUCCUCUAGACCGAGUCCAGAAGUCUUGAGCUGUGUCCGAGGUGUUCAGCUGGGCUGUGACCAAUUGAAACCAGUCCUGGUGCCACUUCCUCAGCACCCAGCAGUUGUGAACAUACAUGUGCAUAACUGAGUAUCUGACCUCAGAAUGUUCCAGUUACUUGUCAUGGGUUGUUUUCAAGUAGGUAACGUAUUAGUUGAAGUAAAAAUGUUUUGCAACAUA